GUGAAGGCGUGGUGAGUGUGGCUCAAUACGCGGCGGGUGUGUGCGCUACAGUAGUACCGGAGGAUGAACACGGACAGCGGCUGCACGGCGGCUCCCCUCCCCGGCAGGAGCGGCUGAACGGAGAGAGCUGAACGGGGAUCAAUAUGCGGCUGAAGCUGCACCUCUUCAGUACUUACAGCGGGAUCUAAGGAGCGCAAAGAUGACUGAGGGCCGACUGUGCCAAGUGCAGUUGCUGGAUAACAGGAAGCUCGAGCUGCUGGUUCAGCCGAAGCUGCUUUCGUACGAGCUCCUCGACUUGGUGUCCUCCCAUUUCAACCUCAAAGAGAAGGAGUUCUUUGGACUCUCAUUUUUUGAUGACAAUGGUCAGUGUAAGUGGUUGCAGAUGGACCGCAGGGUUCUGGAGCAUGACUUUUCAAAGAAGGCCGGGGCCAUCCCUCUGAACUUCCUGGUCAGGUUUUAUGUAGAAAACAUAACGCAGCUUAAGGACAUCAUAACGGUGGAGUUAUUCUACCUGAAUGCAAAAUCUGCUGUCUACAAUGGGAUUAUUGAAGUGGAAAGUGAGAACGUCUUCAAAUUAGCUGCAAAUGCUUUGCAGGAGGCUAAAGGAGACUACACAAGUGAUGAAAACACUCGAGCUGAUUUGAAGAAACUACCAACUCUCCCCACCAAAGUACUCAAGGAACACCCAUCUCUUGGAUACUGUGAGGAUCGAGUAAUUGAAUAUUACAAGCAGCUGAAAGGUGUUUCCCGAGGACAGGCCAUUGUGCAGUAUUUGACGUUAGUGGAAACUCUGCCAACGUAUGGCGUCCAUUAUUAUGAAGUGAAGGAUAAACAAGGAAUUCCGUGGUGGCUUGGAAUCAGCUACAAGGGCAUCGGCCAGUACGACCUGCAGGAUAAAUUAAAACCUCGAAAGCUUUACCAGUGGAAGCAGUUGGAAAACUUGUACUUUCGAGAGAAAAAAUUUGCCGUCGAAGUUAACGAUCCACACAGGAGAGCGGUAACCAAACGCACAUUUGGACAAACAGGACUACUCAUCCACACAUGGUAUGCCAGUCAUUCUUUGAUCAAGACCAUUUGGGUCAUGGCUAUCAGCCAGCACCAGUUCUACUUGGACAGGAAGCAAAGCAAAGUUAAACUAGGAACAGCCAGAAGUUUAGAGGAAAUUGCCAUGGACCUCACAGAGCACGGAGGAGCGAAAAUAAACAGACUGGGAGAUGUAGGCCUGAAGAAUAAUUUCAUAACAGCCAGCAAUGGGAGUCUGGUGUCUACAGGUUCUGCAGACUCUGAAAUGAGCGAGGAACAGAAGAAAGAAAAACUGUCGGAGCUGAGAAAAAAAGAACAGGAGAUCCAAGAUAUUCUGGCCAAGAAAACAAAGGAGCUGAAGAAGAUUUGUCUUAGAGAGGCGGAGCUUACUGGCAAGCUGCCCAAAGAGUAUCCCCUCUCUUCAGGUGAAAGACCACCACAGGUCAGACGGAGAGUCGGCACUGCUUUCAAGUUAGACGACCUUUUCCCUUACAAUGAGGAUCCCUUCCUGCGAAACCUGGAGAGCAGAUUUGCCCUUCAGCAAAAGAUUGUGGAGGCGGCUAAGAAGCUCGCAAAUGAGCCAGAACUGUGCAAAACAGUGAAAAAGAAGAGGAGGAGAAACUGUUUGGAUGCGAUGCACAAACUCCAGCAGAUAGAGGACGAGAUGAACCAGUACAGAAUCAAGAAGGGAAAGAAGCCCACACAGCGGGCUUCAGUGAUCAUUGCUGACGAACUCAUACGCUCAGACUGUAGCUCUCUGUCUAGUCUCCCACUGGAUGAUGAUGACUCAGACAGUGCGGGCCAAAGGCCUCGGUCACGGUCGGUCCAAGGUUCCCCUCAGCUGAGUCCGAUGCGAUCGCUGGGAGCAGAAUAUGAUGUGGAGCGACAGGCAUCCCCGCGGGAAAAUCACCACAACAAGAACCACAGCAGAUUAGCUUUUGAUGGCCAGGAGGCUUCCCAUUACUACCAGAAUCCAAGAGAGGUGUCCUCCACCCACAGUAGUCCCUAUAAAACCCUUCCCAGACCUCCUAGAGAUCCACGCAGCAUGCCUCCCACCCCGGUUAUGACCCGCAAUGCCUACAGCAGCAGCCAGCUCAGGUCGGAGGGCUCUCCUCAUUGCUUCAGGCAUCGUAGUGGAAGUCUGGAGUCUCAACCCCGAAUAAGAAAAGACACAGACUCGGAGAAGCCUGUCUUUAUCUUGUCACCAGCCCAUCGCAGCAACAGCACAGAGGUGUUAGAGGAUUGUUCCUCCUACACCAGCCAGUCCAGCCUGGACUACUGCGGGGCAGCCAACUCCCACUACAGUACACUGGACUCCCGUACCUCAACCAUGCAUCGCCUUCACAGGAAAGUGGAAGUGUAUGGUAACACUGGCAGCAUGCCCAACCUGGUCCAGCACCAUUCUGGUUGUAGUUACUCAUGUGAGGCCCCAACACACUAUGCACCCAGUGCCUACUAUGUCUCCGGCUACCCCUGCCCGGACAUGGAGCCUUACGCUAACGGUGCCUACGUGUACGAGAACGAUGUCGAAGGCCACUACAACGUCAACCCGUCCUACCAAAUGAAUGGCUAUCACGCUCACGACAGGUACAGGCAUUACAGCAGCGAUGGGGCAGAUAGUCUUUCUCAGAAUCCUUACGCCACAGUGAGGCCGCCGAGGACCAGGGAGGGGCCCAGAACCGAGCUGUUGGCCAAGAACAUGCAGAAGGCCCUGGUGGCAGAGCACCUGAGAGGCUGGUACCAUCGGAGCCGAGGCCACAGGGACGGAGGAAGAGGGAUGCUGGCUGGAUAUGACUUCGACAGCGGCUCUCAGCUCAGUCUGGGCUACCAAACCAUGCCAGCAGCCUUCAGCCACUCAAGCCGAACCACCUCUUUCUCCUCAGUGUCCUCUGCAGAGAGCGCAGGGAACUGGCGCAACCAGCUGGCAGUCGGCCUGACAGAGUUUGAUACAGCCGACACACCUCAGUACCCUCAUCCUGGAGCUCCAGCAUCUCUGUACAACCGCAGUCCCACACACAGCAGAAUCUCUCCAGACAACAAAGAGUCUGGCACAAUGCCUAAAAAAUCUGAGUCUGUAGAUGUGGCUGGUGCUGAGGUCACUAAUACAGAUGAACCAUCAGACAACCAUUCUAGCACUUAAGGAUUUCACCUGGACGGAGGCUACAUGAGCAUCCACUGAAGAGGACCAAACCAAACUUUGGCACAAACAAAGCCAUGGCCAGCAGCACAUGAAGGGAAUGAAGUUGAAACACAGGCUGUACACAGACUACUUAGCUGCCAUAUCACCGUCUUUGGAAAUAUUCUGUCCUUUAGGUUUUGGCAGAGAGGUGUAAGCUGUCCUCAUGUUAAAGUAACACAGUGAUGACACUCUUGAAUGACUUUCCCAUGUGCCUUGGAUUGGAUGAAUUGUACAGGCAGAUGAGAAUGUGUCAAGAAACUUUAAGAUGUUGCACAAACCACACACACUGGAUUCAAACCCGAUUGUGUAUUAAAGAAAAAAAGAAGAGGCAACGUGUUUUUACUGAAUCCACAUCCAUGUAUUUUAACAGGAACUAGUUACUGCCUUAUACAAAACAGUAGGUUAUAGAAUAAAAAACAUCACCACUUUCAUCUCAGUAAAAUAUGGUAAAAAAAAAUAGUCUUCAAUAUAACAUCUGAAUGUUCACAACUGUGACAUGACAAGAGCUGGUUUGAUCAUCAUUAGAGCAGACUGUGUAUUUGAUGAAUUCCCAUUUCUUCAUUCCUUUCAACUUUGAAUCAGAAUGUAUUAUGUCCAUAUUGUUUAUAGAACCAUUUGUCUUUGUUGGUGCAGUAAUGUGUUUUUAAAAUGCAUGGUGAGAAAAAUUCUUUUGAUAACAAUUUCAGUCUUUUUUUAAGAUUAACAGAAGACCACUGCCAUAAGAACCAUAUCCACAUCCUGUUGUCUGUUUUCUCACAUAUUUGUACAGUCAGUGUGUAGUUAUACGUUGUUAGAUGUUGUCAUAAAAUAUUUUCCACUGGGAACGAGGAGGUGAAUAAAUAUAGGUGUGACACAUA
Messenger RNA from Amphiprion ocellaris (clown anemonefish), 4059 nucleotides. It is a transcript of the gene frmd4bb, whose product is annotated as FERM domain containing 4Bb. Gene Ontology annotation, cellular component: bicellular tight junction; cytoskeleton; adherens junction. The record is from RefSeq and is a predicted model, not a curated record. NCBI's taxonomy places the organism in Eukaryota, Metazoa, Chordata, Actinopteri, Pomacentridae. The transcript has 24 exons. Bases 200 to 3163 code for a protein of 987 amino acids. Gene Ontology annotation, biological process: establishment of epithelial cell polarity.